AUGAAGCAUGUGAAUCGAGCUAUGGAGAAUUCAACGACCCUGAGGGAACUUGAGGAAGAUGAAGGGACCAAAAGUGUUUUAGAUGCCUGCAAAAUACUAUUGAAUUAUACUGUACAUGAACUUGAAAAAUCAUUUGAUGUGGUUGAGGAGCUAGAUGUCGUUAAAAUUCAUAAACUGUUGGCUGAUAUGAAGAUUUGGUUCAGUGCUACCAUUGCUUACCAACAAGCUUGUUUGGAUAGGUUCCAGAAAACGAAAUCAAAAUCCCAUGCUUCACUCAAAAUGAAGAAGUUUCUAAAUAUCACGACGCAACUCAGCAGAAUUGGACUUGCAAUAGCAUGUGAAUUAGAAGACCAGCUUCAGCAGUUGCAGGUUGAGGGACUCUUCGCUCGCCGCCGUCGUCUACUCGGAGAUGAGGAUCGACUUCCAGUUCUCGUCCAUUUUGAUUGGACUUCCUUUAGAGAAAGAAAUCAGAACUGGAAUCGCCGCCGUCGACUACUACACAAGAUGAGGAUAGACUUCCGAGAAAAGGAUCAAGGAUGGAAUCGCCGUCGGCUACACCAAGAUAUUGAGCUAAAUAUACCAGAAGGAGCACGAAGACUGUUGUCAGCUAAUUUGAAGCCCGAUCUUGUUGUGGCCAAGGACGGCAGUGGAUACUGCAAAACCCUAAAUGAAGCCAAACAAAAAAUCCCCCGCAGAUCCACCAAGCCUUUUGUGAUACACGUCAAGGAAGGAGUUUACGCCGAGAAUGUGGAAAUCCCUUCUGAAAUGGCGCACGUGGUACUCAUCGCAGAUGGUAAAGACAAAACCCGAAUCACUGGAAAUAUCAGCUCCGGUCAGGGUGGAAAUCCCACUACCUUCUUCACUGCAACAUUCGACACGCUUUAUGCUUUCACCAAACGACAAUUCUAUCGGGACUGCACCAUCUCCGGAAGAAUCGAUUUCAUUUUUGGUGAUGCAUCGGUGAUUUUUCAGAACUGCACAUUCCUUGUUCGAAAGCCACAAAAGGGAAAGCAAAACGUUAUUACGGUACAAAAGAGAAGUGACAAGAAAUUGCCGACGGGGACUGUUAUCCACGGCGGCCAAAUCAUUCCUGCUCCUGAGCUUUCUCCGGUGAAGGACGAGUUCCCGGUAUACCUUGGUCGCCCAUGGGGGGCACUAUCAACAACAAUUAUAAUGGAAACUUACAUCGAUGAUAUGGUGCACCCAGAUGGUUGGACAGACAUGGCAUCUGCAUCUAAAACCCAAGAAUGCACAUACCUUGUGCUUCCACAUCCAAGCGCGUUAAGAUGA
Hibiscus syriacus is the source of this 1290-nucleotide messenger RNA. RefSeq names its product putative pectinesterase/pectinesterase inhibitor 28. Gene Ontology annotation, molecular function: pectinesterase inhibitor activity; pectinesterase activity. The record is from RefSeq and is a predicted model, not a curated record. Bases 1 to 1290 code for a protein of 429 amino acids. Gene Ontology annotation, biological process: cell wall modification. The transcript is spliced from 3 exons. Lineage: Eukaryota; Viridiplantae; Streptophyta; Magnoliopsida; Malvales; Malvaceae.